This is a messenger RNA of Mobula hypostoma (lesser devil ray), 1647 nucleotides long. RefSeq names its product succinate dehydrogenase complex assembly factor 2 (gene sdhaf2). Gene Ontology annotation, cellular component: mitochondrion. Gene Ontology annotation, biological process: mitochondrial respiratory chain complex II assembly; protein-FAD linkage; tricarboxylic acid cycle. The record is from RefSeq and is a predicted model, not a curated record. Lineage: Eukaryota; Metazoa; Chordata; Chondrichthyes; Myliobatiformes; Myliobatidae. The coding region runs from base 119 to 595 and encodes 158 amino acids. The transcript has 4 exons.
AGUGCACUUCCGGUCCUGAAUCAGUAAGCUGGGUUUCGGCUUUUAUCAGGUCUCAGGUCGGCCUUGCUGCUUCGUAUUGCUCUGGGCUCUGCCACGUUUGUAACUACACAGGUGUAAAAUGUCGAUUGUGCGCAAUGUUUGGUGCCUGACCAGAGAAAGAGUUGCACAGGCCAUACUUGGUGCUUCCCCUAUCAGAGCAUAUCGUGGUGAUACUGAUGAUCAUUUAACAGAUAUCAUACAAAUACCACUGCCUCCAUGGGAAGAGCGAACAAAUGAGCCACUGGACACAAAGCGAGCACGUCUGCUAUACGAGAGCCGUAAGCGUGGAAUGUUAGAGAAUUGCAUCUUACUGAGUUUCUUUGCAAAAAAGUACCUGAAUGAAAUGACUGAGAAGCAGCUAAGUUUGUAUGAUAAACUGAUCAAUCAGCCAACCAAUGAUUGGGAUAUUUACUACUGGAUAACAGAAACCAAGCCGACUCCUCCAGAAUUUGAUAAUGAAGUAAUGACUUUGCUGAAAGAAUUUACCAAAAAUCGUAAUAUGGAACAUCGAGCAGGGCAGCCUGCCCUCGACUAUCUCUUUGAAGACAAAAAUUAAAAUGGGUUUAUAUUGCCCCUACAUGAACUACUGACAAUAGAUGGAUUUACUUUUGCAAACACCAGGUAUACUCAGCAGCACACGGAAAUUCCUAAAUUCAAAUUUCACUUUGUUAGCAUUUUGCAAAAUUGCAUACUACUGAACCUUUUUUCUGUGGUGUGUGAACUGCAUUAUAUACAUAAAAGUAAACCAUGCAGCUAAAAUACUCCCCCAUCAAAGUUUGAGUCCUUCAUACUUCUGUGUCAGAAACAAUUGAUUUAUAUAAAUAUUAUUGAAUGAGAUCAAUUUAUGAUUGUGUAUAAAAGAAAGUUAAGCUUAUCUCUUGAAAAUAAGACUAUCUUUGGAAAGAUAGUAUAAUAUAUUUCUUUGAACAUUGUUCAUUAGCUGAGUGGUUAGGUGUGAUAUUUGGGUAAUGUGAUACAAAGUUACAGAUGAUUAGCUUUCCUAGGUUAGCUAAGCCUGGCAGAAGAAUGAUUGAAAUUGGCAAAUCCUUAAACCUAAUUACUCCUCAAUCCCACAUGAAAAAUUAGUGAGGGUGAGAGGGAAAAAAAUUACAUGAUCAGAUCUCUUGCCCUGACCAAGACUAGAAUUUAGGAAAAGGAGAAUAUUCAGAAGAUUGAAAGAACCUGUUCAGGGUACUUGAAAGCUAAUGUUAUUAAUAGAAUCACAUAACUACGGGGUAAAAAAGAAAGGAAAAUGAGUUGUUUAUCCAUGAAAGACAACACUGGCUUUGGCCAUUUGCCUUAUUUGUUAACCAGAAUAAAAUUGAAUGGAGUAGCAGUAUUUUGUUAAAUUUAGGUUAACAGUAUCAGUGAGAGAAAAUUAUUUAAUCAUACAGAUGUUUCUGUAAGAACAACUCCUUCCAAUCUCACAAGAUUCCAUUACAAGUAUGAACAUUGAGGUUAUGGAACUAUAUUGCUGUGUUUGUUUACUGUUAAAGUGCAAUGUUCAAGAUUUCUGUAUGUCCACCACUGCUAUUACUUUCAUUUGGACUAGGACAAGCAAAUUCAUAAAAUAAAAGUUGAAGCUGUAUCACGAGCUUCUUAAUUAUA